CUCUGUUGUGAAAGGUCAGCUACACCUUUCCUCCUGCGUCUGACCAAGUUCUCUCUCCACAGCUGGGUCAGCUUUAUUUCAAAGAAAGGAGGACUUUGCUGCCCAUGCACAGGUCUCCAGGGACAGAUGGAGGUUGUGGGUUACUCGCUACGCAGGAUCUGGCUGCUUUUCUUGCUGUUCUGGCUGGGACAAGGGAGGCAGAUGGCUCCUCCAGGUUUUGUAGAGAGCAGUUGCCGCUCCAGGAUUUUUUGGAUGAAACUGAAUAAACUCUUGCUCCAGGGAAAGUUCUUCCAGCUCGAAAUCAAUGAUCCUUAUGUUGGCCCCAUUCUACUGGAUGAGAAACUAGCGUCUCGCUGUGGCUAUGUCCUCUCAGAAGACGUGUGGGGCAAUCCCGUCUUCCGCGCAUCAGUGCUUGGCUGUCAUGUGGCCAACGAGGCAGAUGAGCUGUUUUCACUGACUGUGAACAUCAAGGUCUCCUCAUUUUCAAGCAUGAGGGCAGCUGUGACCUACACCUACCCUAUGUACUGCUCCUACUCUGCCUGGGCUUCAAGAGAAAUUGUGUGUGAAGAAAACUACAUGGAGGUGUCAGUGAAGACCAAUGUCCCUGCAGUUUCAAAUGACUACACCGUAGCAUGGCUGUCUGCACUGCCAGAGACUCAAAAUGUUGCAUACCAGCUAUGGCAACUGAUGUUUGUUUCUCCAUCAGGGAGAAAGAGAAUAACGGUAAGCGAUGCAGCAAAGCUGGGCUACAGCUUCAAUAAUACGCUGUCCCGAGUGUACCUCCGUGCGCCCUAUCACAGCAACGAGUCCGACAUCAGUGUGGUCAGUGGUGUAAAUAUGAACAUGGUGACUUCCACUUCCAUGUACAGGCAGCGGUGGCUGCUCUUGCUGAUUGACACAACUGUCUCCUGUCCUGUUGAUGGCAUCAGUUUCACUGAUACUACACUAACAUGGACUGUGCCGAGUGUUAUCCCCACAUUAGUGGUUCAAGAAUCCACUUUUCUGUCUAAAAACAUCUUAAUGGGAGUCGAUGGCCGAGUCAUAGUAAACCCAGAGGAGGAGAACUACUUACUGGAGCACAACAAGACACACAUUGGAAUAACUAUCCCUAUUGGAGCAGAAGGAGGCAAGCUAAAGAGCUCCAUAUCUGGUGGUGUAUAUGGAGUCAUUUACAGUAUUGACUUGUUCUUGGAGCACACGUGGACAGAUGCAGAUUGGCAAAUGACAAAGUACACUGUCAUCAAAUCCAUCACCACACCUUUCAUGCCACAAAUACCAACUGUUAUCAACAAUACUCUGCCAGAGGAAAGGCUAUUUAAUGUUGCAUUUGGACACUUUCUUCCCGACGUCUCUCUGGUGGCAAUCGCAAUAGGAAAUGUGCCAUUUACCCUGAGAGAAGCACAGCACCACGGGUUUAAGAUUUAUGAAACUCCCUUUUCUAAUAGAACGAAAGGAUUUAUCCUGGAAGUCUCUUUUGAUAAUCUGUAUGUCCUAAAGGAGUAUGUGAAUAGAAAUGAAACAAAAUAUACCCUCCUCGUUAACUACACUCUAAGUGUGGGUCCAGAGAUGACACUCUAUUAUCAUUCUGCAGAGGUGGAGUGUGUGAUUGCUGAUAUCGAACUACCAGAAGCAGUUGGUUACUGUGAUGAAGAAAGCCUGUAUCUUGCCAUCCCAACCUAUGGCUUGCACCAGUAUUGGAACCUCUAUCUUGGUAACAAGCUCCUGACCCAGCACGUUGUGCUUACCAAUGGGUAUCUUGCAGCUACCAAUUCUACACACCUGAUCUUGCAAAUACCUCUGUUUGCCAUGGGAGUUAUCUAUGAGUUUGAAGGCGAUCACAUUAUUUACGAAAAUGAAAUCUCUUAUGAGAAAGAGACUCUUCCAGGACAGAGUAUAUCGAAAAUCACAAGAGAUCCAGACUACAGUACACAGAAGGAUAAGACAAGCCCUGAAUGUAGUUUCAAGAGUGUCCAAAGGUGCGAGGUUAACGGCAGUGAGUAUGUUGCAGAGUUCUGUCCUGUAGCUGCUGGCCCCAGG
This is a messenger RNA of Tauraco erythrolophus (red-crested turaco), 2037 nucleotides long. NCBI's taxonomy places the organism in Eukaryota, Metazoa, Chordata, Aves, Musophagiformes, Musophagidae. The record is from RefSeq and is a predicted model, not a curated record.